AUGGGCGUUCAAAAGAAUAAAACUCUUGAUUCCUAUGAUGCAAUUGAAGGCAAUGAUCAAUUAGCUGCGCCAGUAAAAACUAUUGAAGAUAAAUGGAAACUUGUGCCAGCUUUUCUUCAAAUCAAAGGACUUGUUAAACAACAUCUUGAUUCAUUUGAUUAUUUUGUUAAUACUGAAAUAAAAAAAAUUAUGUUAGCAAAUCAAGAAAUUCUUAUUGAAUCUGACCCUUCAUUUUAUAUGAGAUAUUUAAAUAUAGAAGUUCUUUCGCCAAGUAUCGAAGAAGGUUAUAAUAUUUUACGACCGAUAACACCUCAUGAAUGUCGUUUACGUGAUAUGUCUUAUUCAGCUCCAAUUUCUGUUGAUAUUGAAUAUAUAAGAGGUAAAGAACGUGUUAUACGAAAAGGCUUAAUUAUUGGAAGACUACCAAUUAUGUUACGAAGUUGUAAAUGUGUUCUCUAUGAGAAAAAUGAAGCUGAAAUGGCUAAAAUGCGUGAAUGUCCGCUCGAUCCAGGUGGCUAUUUCAUUACAAGAGGUACCGAACGUGUCAUUUUAAUUCAAGAACAAAUAUCAAAAAAUCGAAUGCUCAUUGAAAAAGAUUCAAAAGAUCGUUUUCAAUGUACUGUUACAAGUACAACACAACAAACAAAAACAAAAACAGCUGUAUAUGAGAGUAAAGGGCGAUAUUUUUUGGCACAUAACAGUCUUACUGAUGAUAUACCUAUUGUGAUUAUAUUCAAAGCUUAUGGAAUUCAAUCAGAUCAAGAAAUUGUUGAAUUAGUUGGUUAUGAAGAUCAUAUUGUGAAUAGUUUUUCAGCAUCUAUUGAAGAAUGUCACCGAUUAGGAAUAUUUACUCAGAUGCAGGCAUUGAAAUAUAUUUCAACGAGAAUGAAAAGUUCAACAAAACAAUUUGCAUCAGCUCAAUAUGCCAAUCGUAAUCGAAUCGAUGAAGCACGCGAAUUAUUAGCACAUAUUAUAUUAGCACAUGUGCCAGUUAUUGAAUAUAAUUAUAAAUUACAAGCUGUUUAUACUGCUAUAAUGGUACGACGUGUUAUACAAGCGCAAUUGGGUCAUGUUAAUGUCGACGAUCGUGAUUAUUACGGAAAUAAACGUUUAGAAUUAGCUGGACAAUUGAUUGCGCUUCUAUUCGAAGAUCUUUUGAAAAGAUUCAAUGGCGAUUUACAAAAAGUUGCUAAUAAAACAAUUCCACGUCAGCGAGCAUCACAAUUCGAUGUUGUAAAACAUAUUCGACCAGAUAUAAUUACAAAUGGUCUUGUUAUUGCUAUAUCAACUGGUAAUUGGACAAUUAAGCGUUUUAAAAUGGAACGACAUGGUGUAACACAUGUUCUAUCACGACUUUCUUAUGUUGCUGGUAUUGGUAUGAUGACAAUGAUACAAAGUCAAUUUGAAAAAACUCGUAAAGUAUCAGGUCCACGUUCUCUUCAACCAUCGCAAUGGGGAAUGUUAUGUCCGUCAGAUACACCCGAAGGUGAAGGUUGUGGUCUGGUCAAAAAUCUUGCUUUAAUGACACAUAUAACAACAGAUAUCGAAGAAAAACCGCUCAUACGUUUAGCGCAAAAUCUUGGUAUUGAAGAUAUAACAAUGAUGAACGGAGAAGAAAUCUAUGCUGAAAAUAUGUACAUUGUUAUGCUUAAUGGUAAUAUAAUUGGUGCUACAAAUAAACCAAAAAAGCUAAUUGAUUCCAUAAGAUUUUUACGCCGAAAAGGAUAUCUAAGUGAAUUUAUAUCCGUCUAUACAUUAAAAAAACAACGCGUGAUAAAUAUAUCAUCGGAUAGUGGACGAUUAUGUCGUCCUUAUAUUAUUGUUGUUAAAGGUCAACCUAGAGUAACGAGCCAACAUAUUCAAGAACUUACACUAGGGCAAAAAACAUUUAUCGAUUUUCUCCGACAAGGUCUUGUUGAAUAUCUUGAUGUUAAUGAAGAAGGUGAUUCAAAUAUAGCAGUCUACGAAAAAGAUGUUAAUAAAGAAACAACUCAUCUAGAAAUUGAACCAUUUACUUUAUUAGGCGCAUGUGCUGGUCUUAUUCCAUAUCCACAUCAUAAUCAAUCACCACGUAACACGUACCAAUGUGCUAUGGGUAAACAAGCAAUGGGUGCGAUUGGUUACAAUCAAUCUCAACGUUGUGAUACUCUAUUGUAUUUACUUGUUUAUCCACAACGUCAUUUAGUUAAAACUCGAACAAUUGAAUUGAUCAAUCUCGAAAAACUUCCAGCUGGCCAAAAUGCUAUUGUUGCUGUGAUGAGUUAUUCCGGUUAUGAUAUUGAAGAUGCACUUAUUCUAAAUAAAGCUUCUCUAGAUCGAGGCUUUGGAAGAUGUAUUGUCUAUAAAAAACAAGUUGUUUCUAUGAAACGUUAUCCAAAUCAAACAUGUGAUAAAAUCAAAGGUCCAUUAAUUAAUAUCGAUACAAAAAAACCUAAAUGGGAACAUGAAGUACUCGACAUGGAUGGCAUUGUUGGUGUAGGAGAAAUAGUUGAAAAUAAACAAGUACUUGUAAAUAAGUAUGCACCUAAUUCAACCACAAUGACAUUGGCUGAACAACAAAGCAGUGCUACAGCAGCAGGAAAUGUUUUUGCUGAACCUGAAGAUAAAGAAACACCUUUAAUUUAUCGUAAUCCUGUUCCAGCUUGUAUUGAAAAAGUUAUGUUAACCAGUAAUCAUGAAGAUAUGUUUAUUGUGAAAUUGUUAACGCGACAAACACGUCGUCCGGAGAUCGGUGAUAAGUUCAGUUCGCGCCACGGACAAAAAGGUGUUUGUGGACUUAUUGUACAACAAGAAGAUAUGCCAUUCAAUGAUUAUGGCAUGUGUCCAGACAUAAUUAUGAAUCCACAUGGAUAUCCAAGUCGAAUGACAAUAGGAAAAUUAAUUGAAUUAUUAGGCGGAAAAGCUGGUGUUUUAGAAGGAAAAUUUCAUUAUGGAACAGCAUUUGGUGGUGAUAAAAUAGUUGAUUUAUCAAAAGUAUUAAUAGACAAAGGCUUUAACUAUUUGGGUAAAGAUGUACUAACAUCGGGUUUGACUGGUGAACCAUUACAAUCGUAUAUCUUUUUUGGUCCUAUUUUUUAUCAAAAACUUAAACAUAUGGUUCAAGAUAAAAUGCAUGCAAGAGCACGUGGUCCUCGAUCCAUUCUAACUCGACAGCCAACCGAAGGUCGAUCACGUGAUGGUGGCCUUCGACUUGGUGAAAUGGAACGUGAUUGUCUCAUUGGUUAUGGCGCAAGUAUGCUUAUACUUGAACGUUUAAUGAUAUCGAGUGAUCAAUUUCAAGUUGAUGUUUGUAACCAAUGUGGUUUAUUUGGUUACAAUGGAUGGUGUCAAUAUUGUAAAUCAUCAUCAGAUGUAGCAAGCAUAAAAAUUCCCUAUGCUUGCAAAUUACUCUUUCAGGAACUGCAAUCUAUGAAUAUUGUACCGCGAAUUUCAUUAAAAACACAAAUUUGA
Rotaria socialis is the source of this 3450-nucleotide messenger RNA. NCBI's taxonomy places the organism in Eukaryota, Metazoa, Rotifera, Eurotatoria, Philodinida, Philodinidae. The record is from the annotation of a GenBank genome assembly.